This is a messenger RNA of Adineta steineri, 345 nucleotides long. The record is from the annotation of a GenBank genome assembly. Lineage: Eukaryota; Metazoa; Rotifera; Eurotatoria; Adinetida; Adinetidae.
AUGCUAGGUGGUUGGAGUGUAUCCGAUGAUCAAUCUCUUAAAGAAGAAUGUAUACAAAAAGCUCUUGUCAAUAUUCCAGGUGCUCAGAAUGGUGGUGAUGGUCAAUCACAAGUAUCUGGUUCUACUUGCCUCACACAAGUUGUAAAUGGACUUAAUAUUAAAUGUACUCUUACUUUAAGUGGAGAGCAAUGGGAAUGCAAAUAUUAUAAAUCAUUUUUUGGAACACGUGAGACACAACUCCAAGGAUGUGCAUUAGUAAAAAAUAGUGGCGAUCAAGAAAAACCAACAGCAUUCAACGAAGAUAGAUUCGAUGAUGAUGAUUUUAAUGAUAUGAUGUAUCAAUAA